UGGGCCCACCAACCCUUCUCCCUCCUUCCCAUUCCCGGCCAGCCACGCGCACCCACCCAUCAAUCCUCCAACCCUAGCAUCCUCUACAUCGCUAGGGACAUAGCCAACGUACACAACGCGCUCCUCCGCGACCUCAACGCCAUCUACCUACAACACUCAUCCGUCUACACCCCCACCGACAUCUCCGACCUCACCUUCUACAUCAAAGCCUGGGGCGACGCAGUGCAGCACCACCACCACGGCGAGGAAACCGUUCUAUUCCCUACGUAUGACGCAAUGGCGGAGGAGGUGGGGGAAAAGGACAGCGUUAUGGGAAGGAAUGUAGAGCAGCAUAGGCUUUUUGAACCAGGGUUUGUGAAAAUGAUGGAGUACAUUGAGGAAGUAUAG
Molecule: messenger RNA, 387 nt
Organism: Trematosphaeria pertusa
Lineage: Eukaryota; Fungi; Ascomycota; Dothideomycetes; Pleosporales; Trematosphaeriaceae
Exons: 2
Source: RefSeq, a predicted model, not a curated record